CCUGGUUACAUGUAACUACGGAACAUAUUUAUACUGCUGCCGUGUUGUCAACCAGUUGACAGGCAGAAAAUAGGGACUGUUUUAUUGUUUAUAUCACUUAAGCAGUAUUCAUAUCACAAUGUUUGAUGAAGCAAGCAUCUAUAACCUUAUUCCUACAGAGGAAGAGAAGAAAAUUAAACAGCCAAGGUACAAUUCAAAGUUCCGUGAUACAGUGAAACAGGAAUAUGCCUCAGGUCGAGGAGACCAUAAGACCAUGGGUCAGGCCAAGGUACCAGUCCCAACUACAGAUGAUUUCCUAAAGAAACGUUCCAAGGAUAUCAUUCUACCUAAAGAUCUUCCCCCAGAUCAACAGUUCCAUUAUCCCGAUGAAAAUAGAAGGAGGCCCCCUGUUCCAAAGGUGGAUGAUAAGCCCCUCAUGGGUCUAAAAACCUCCAAAAACUUCAUCACAACAAACGCUGUUCAAAACAUAACAUCCGUUCCCAAACAACCACAGAAGGUAUAUGUAGACACAAGAGGUGGUCACAAAAACUUGCUGGAGCCAUCUGGCUUAGAACCUGUCUAUACGAAUAAGAAGGACUUUGGAGAAACACCGAAAUACCUGACCAAAAGAAAGGAAGAAAUGAAGAAAGCACAAGAGGAAUAUGAUGCUUAUGUAGCCGAACAUUUCAGACGUGGGGCCAUGAAAUCUCUAUCUCAAGAAGAGAGGGCAGCUAUACUCAAGGGACUUAAACAAAACUGGGAAGAGAUUCAUGACCAGUAUCAAGGAUUAUCAGUGGUUCCCGACACAGCACCCAAGAAGAACAGGAAAGAACGAAUGGAGGCAGAAAUGAAACAGCUAGAAAGAGACAUUGAAACAAUUGAAAGGCACAAAAUCAUCUACAUAGCUAACUAAAAAACAGUGUUCUGUGUCUUUUGAUAUCUGAAAUUUUCUAUAUAUAUAUUAUUUUAUUGAAGACUAAAUUUAUCAAUUGAGGAAAAACUGUGAAAACUUUAGUCAAACACCAUAUAUACUUCAUGCAGAAAAUCUACAAAAUGGAUUACGUGUACUUUAAUGCUUUAAACUGGAAAAUCUGAAUUAUGUUGAAAAGCAAUUUUCUCCUCAAUAUAUUUGAACAUAUAUAUAAUACACUUGAUAUCAACUUCUCAUCAUAAUUCAGGAUUUCCUUGAAAACAGAACACAUGUGUAUUGUUAAUUUUAUGAGAUACUGAGUGCAGGAGAGAAUUCAUCAUUAUGUUCAUGUUGAAUGGAUAUAGUAAAUAAAUAAAAUCAACAGUC
Messenger RNA from Saccostrea echinata, 1276 nucleotides. RefSeq names its product enkurin-like. The record is from RefSeq and is a predicted model, not a curated record. NCBI's taxonomy places the organism in Eukaryota, Metazoa, Mollusca, Bivalvia, Ostreida, Ostreidae. Gene Ontology annotation, molecular function: calmodulin binding. The coding region runs from base 119 to 892 and encodes 257 amino acids. Gene Ontology annotation, cellular component: acrosomal vesicle. The transcript has 4 exons.